AUGGAGCGUUUCGACAUGUUUGCCGAACAGUCCAACGCUGUCGCAGUCCAACCACCGCCCGUCACCUCCUCCGUACCUGUCGCUAACGGUAACUCCCUGCCUUCGCCGCCGCAGAAGCGCAGCGCGGACCCGGAAGGCAUACCAGAUGUAACAGAUUCCUCGCCCCCUCCAGUAAAGAAGCGGAAAGACGACGUGGUAGACUCGGACGCUGCCUAUGCAGCGAAAUUACAGGCAGAGGAGAAUCUACGUGCUCGGACAACACGUGGCGCCAACUCAAGGAAGACCGGAGUAGUCAAGAAGAAACGAAAGAACACCUCCAAAACUGCGAAAAAAGUGAAAGCUUCCGAUGAUUCAGACGUAGAUGGUUCUGCUGCGGAAAGUAAAAAGGAAGUGAAUCGCACGGGUGGUUUCCAUCUGUCGAGACCUCAGACGGUGAAAAAGGUCUGGGAGUACAUCCGUGAACAUGAGCUUCAGGAUCCAAAUGACCGUCGCCAGAUCCGAUGCGAUGACCUCAUGCGCCCCGUUUUCAAACAGGAUCGCAUACACAUGUUUACCAUGACAAAGGUACUCAAUCAAAAUCUCUAUGACCUAGAGGAGUGA
This is a messenger RNA of Trichophyton benhamiae CBS 112371, 600 nucleotides long. RefSeq lists its product as uncharacterized. Lineage: Eukaryota; Fungi; Ascomycota; Eurotiomycetes; Onygenales; Arthrodermataceae. Gene Ontology annotation, cellular component: nucleus; RNA polymerase I upstream activating factor complex. The transcript has 2 exons. Gene Ontology annotation, molecular function: RNA polymerase I cis-regulatory region sequence-specific DNA binding. Gene Ontology annotation, biological process: transcription initiation at RNA polymerase I promoter; nucleolar large rRNA transcription by RNA polymerase I. The record is from RefSeq and is a predicted model, not a curated record. Bases 1 to 600 code for a protein of 199 amino acids.